AUUGAGAAACUCUGAACGGUAAUGCGAGCGUAACAAAAUGAUUCAACAGACCAACUUUUCCUCAAACAUUGUUUGUCACAAUUCGAUUUGUGAUUCAACGAUCGUUAAGCCCAAUACAUAAUCGCGAUGGUGUUGCAACGGAGGAGUUCGUGUUUCGUGCACGCGUUUAGAAUACGUUACAAUACUGGCACACUGAUUGAGAAAUCUUCAUUUGUAUAUUACGGUUAAAAACUCAUCUCGUCUCUAUCCACGUAAUUUAAAAAAAGGAAAAAGAGAGAGAGAAAAAAAUGGCGAAAAAUAGAACACACGAAGAGGUCACGGAGAGUGAUUCGUCCUCUGAAUUCCACGGCACGUGUGUAAAGUUUCGUUUCUACGAGGACGGUGGAGCAGGAAGAGAACGGAGAUGAAGAGAGGUCGAAGAAGAGAGAGGAAGGACCGUUAUACCGCGUUCGAAAAGAUUGUUAACCUGUUUGCGCUCUUCUACUACGAUGACUCCAUGUGAAAAGCUCUGACAAGAGCAAGGUCGUGGUCAGUGUUACACCGUACGUCAACUGGUCGCCAUAACAUCUUCACGUGAAAUUUGUAAUUAUUCCCUUCGUGAGAAAAUGAUUCUAUCGAGCGUUCAUUGGAAAAUUAACGAAAUUUUCUUUACAUUCCUCGUAGAAAUUUAUACCUUUUAACUGUUAUCUUCGAAUUUGACGAAAGAGGUAAAGGAAGUGAAGUGAUGCCGAUCUGUUUGUACAAUUUGUGAAACUUAUAGUGGAAAAAUAUUCGAUAAGUUUCGUGAUUACGAUUCCCUCUUUUGGGAAUGAUUGGAGGAAUAUUGAGUCGUUGAAAAUGGAUCGGCUGCUCGAUUGUUUGAACAGAGUAGUGGUAAUUUUGGAGUGUGUUUUCUUAAAAAUUUUGGACCAAUACUGCUCGGGAAAUUUUACAAAGAGAAUAAAGUAAAAUGGAAGAGGAGUCGAGUAUUAAUUUGUUGUCAAGAAACAACGAUUGGAUAACAAAAAUUCAAGGAGAAUUUAUUAAUUGUGAUUGAAGAGCAAAGUUAUUUCUGUUGCAAAGUUACACAAAUGCUUUAAUUGUUGAAAGAAUGAUACUCGAAGAGCUAUUUCUUCAUUAGAUUGUAAUGUACAAUAUUAUAUUAUGCGAGAGAUUGGUAGCAAAUCAAAUAAAAAGGCAGUGUCGUGAUGAAAAUUUCAUGUAUAUCGAUUAUUUAGAAGAAAAGAAGCUUCUAGAUUGUACUGCAUUUGCUAUCUCUUCAGAAGUAGACGAUUGAUAAGGAGAGAGAGAAAGAGAGAGAAAGAGAGAGAGAAAGGAAUGGGUAUCGAGAGCGUUUUAACCGGAGGCCUGACCUCGGCAUCCAGCGGACUUUCAUGGUUCUUUCCGCUGCUCGCUGCAGCCCUCGUUUAUUUCGAGUACGAAGUGAUGGACAACGAGGCACCACCGAUUAAUAUACCCUCUGAAGUGCUCUUGCCUGCUUAUGACUUUAUCGUGGUGGGAGCUGGUUCAGCAGGAGCUGUGGUGGCAAGUCGCCUGUCUGAGAUAGAAAAUUGGAACGUGCUCCUUCUGGAGGCUGGCGGCGACGAAACGGAAAUCUCUGAUAUUCCUCUGCUUGCCGGGUACUUACAGCUUAGCCAACUCGAUUGGCAAUACAAAACUGAACCAAAUGGACAGUCCUGUCUAGCGAUGAGCAACGGCCGCUGCAACUGGCCACGGGGUAAGGUAAUAGGAGGCAGCAGCGUGCUCAACUACAUGCUCUACCUUCGCGGCAACAAGAAGGACUACGACAUAUGGGAGAGCCAAGGGAACCGGGGAUGGUCGUUCAAGGACGUGCUCUACUACUUCAAGAAAUCGGAGGACAAUCAAAACCCUUACCUGACCAGAACACCGUACCACGCGACAGGAGGUUACCUGACCGUCCAAGAGGCACCUUGGCACACUCCUUUGGCAACUGCCUUCAUUCAAGCCGGCCAAGAGAUGGGAUACGAGAACAGGGACAUCAACGGGGAGCAGCAAACAGGUUUCAUGAUCGCCCAGGGAACGAUCAGGGGGGGGAGUCGGUGCUCCACGUCGAAGGCGUUCCUCAGGCCUGCGAGGCUUCGCAAGAACUUGCACAUCGCCAUGCAAUCGCACGUGACGAAAAUCCUGAUAGAUCCAAAGUCCAAGAGGGCGUACGGGGUGGAGUUCGUCAGGGAUCAGAAGAUGUUCAGGAUCCGUGCGAAGAAGGAGGUGAUAGUCUCCGGUGGUUCCAUCAACUCCCCCCAAUUGCUGAUGUUGUCGGGUGUCGGGCCCAGGGAGCACUUGUCCAAACACGGUAUACCGGUUGUCCAGGAUUUAAGGGUCGGAUUCAAUAUGCAAGAUCACGUGGGUUUGGGAGGGCUCACGUUUCUCGUCGACAAGGAGAUCUCUAUGGUGGAGAAGAGGUUGCACACCGUUCAAACAGUGAUGCAAUACGCCAUCUUUGGGAACGGGCCGCUGACGGUGCUCGGCGGUGUGGAGGGUCUGGCUUUCGUCAACACCAAGUACGUGAACGCCUCUGACGACUUUCCGGAUAUAGAGCUCCACUUCGUGUCCGGCUCGACCAACUCUGACGGCGGCAGGCAGAUAAGGAAGAUCCACGGGUUGACGAAGAGGUUCUACGACACCGUGUACGGGGCCCUCAACGACAUGGACGUGUGGAGCGUGAUACCCAUGCUUUUAAGGCCUAAAAGCAAAGGUGUGAUCAAGUUACGUAGCAAGGAUCCGUUCGCCCAUCCGUUGAUAUACCCCAAUUACUUCAAGGAGCCGGAGGAUAUCGCCACGCUGGUCGAAGGCGUUAAGAUCGCCGUCGCCUUGAGCCGAACCCAAGCUUUCAGACGUUUCGGAAGCGAGGUAAAUUCGAAGCAGUUUCCAGGCUGCAAGAAUAUCCCUGUGUACAGCGACCCGUAUUGGGAGUGCAUGAUCAGGCACUACACGGUCACCGUUUACCAUCCCGUGGGCACGUGCAAGAUGGGCCCUUAUUGGGACCCGGAGGCUGUCGUCGAUCCCGAGCUCAGGGUUUACGGAAUCAACGGGUUGAGGGUGAUCGAUGCGUCCAUCAUGCCGAAUUUAGUCAGUGGGAACACGAACGCACCGGUCAUCAUGAUCGGGGAGAAGGGUUCCGAUAUGAUAAAGGAGUUUUGGUUGAAGAGAACGAGUAGGAGAACUGUAGCUGGUUUUGUGAAGUAAUUCCUCAAUGUGCACCUCUGUAGAUAUGAAUAUAGUUUGUAAAUAUCGAUUGGACGAUUAUAUUCUUAAUGUAAUUUUAUUUAAUAUAGUCGAAUUUAAGAUACGAUGAAUUUGUAAAAAAAGAGAACAUAUAUAUAUAUAUAGUUAUAUAUAUUGUGUUUUGAUGGUGGUAUAAAGUUACACAAUGUUUAAUGUAUAAUAAUUUAAGCGUUGUUAGGUUUUCUUGGUAGCCUUUUUUAGUCCAUGAUAGUUAGUGCAAAAUUUAUCGAAUUAAUUUCAUGUAUUUUUUUAAAUGUAUUAAUAUUAUUAUUAUUAUUUAUCGAAUUACUUUUAGUUCAACAGAUUUAAUGCAAAAUUGUUAAAAAAUUUUAUAUUUCGAGUUAAACAAUAUCUGUACAAGAUAUGUAAAUAAGAAAAUGUAUAAUACUACAUUUUAUGCAUCGAUAUUAAUUUUUAUUUUUUUAAUAUAAAUAUUAUUAGUUUAUUAAUACGAUACGAUUAAGUAUAUGUACAUUACUUUAUGUAAAUAUCUCGAAAAAAAUUUAAGUUUAUAUCGAUUGUUUUCAAUAUCUUACAUAUAUGUAUGUUAAUUUUGUUCAAUUUUGCAAUUGUUGCACUCGAUAUUCGAACGAAAAGAACAGCUGAUUCAGCGACAUGUAAGCAGCGGCUUACGUCUUCGCAUCGGCAGUUGGUUUUCGUGGUUUGUCGUAAAAUAUAUUGUGCGAUUCAAUGAUUGCGUGACGUUUUGUGCAAUUUUGUGGAAUUAUAUAUCUAGGUGAAGUUUAAGAAUUUAUUAAAAAAAAAAUACUUUUA
This is a messenger RNA of Apis cerana (Asiatic honeybee), 4020 nucleotides long. RefSeq names its product glucose dehydrogenase [FAD, quinone]. Gene Ontology annotation, molecular function: oxidoreductase activity, acting on CH-OH group of donors; flavin adenine dinucleotide binding. NCBI's taxonomy places the organism in Eukaryota, Metazoa, Arthropoda, Insecta, Hymenoptera, Apidae. The record is from RefSeq and is a predicted model, not a curated record.